GCCACCGGCUGAAAACAUUGAAUGCAAAAUACCGUUGGACAACGUGCAUUCCUUUGGUGAAUCCUCUGCCAUUGUCCUCACUACCCAAACGUUACUUGCAGACAAUUUCCGUGUUCACAUCAUCCUCUACAUCAGGACAAUCUGUAAAUGGGCUUUACCAAUUCCUGACUCCUUGGCAUGCCUGACUCCUUCAUGUGGGUCUUUCUUUCUGAUCAUUUAUUUAUUGGGCAUUUGAAUUUCUUUGGAAGGUUGGUUAUUCUUAAAUGCAGGGAGUACAUCUCUUUGAAACUAAGCUCUGCCAUUAAUUAAUUGCAUGAGCUACAACAUGAUUGUAACCUACCUGCUCCCAAUUAGUUUUCUUAAUGACUAUUACAUUGUAUCCUUUAAAUACACAACAGGGAGUCGAAGUGAAUCAUGACAGUAUCCGUUAACCUACCUGCUCAAAGAGAAAAGGAAAGAAGCUCAAAAUGGCAGUAAGCAAAGCUAUGGGAGGGUAUGGAGUACUCAAGCUCAGUGUUGUAGAUGUGCUUCUCACUUGUCUUGCCAUUGCAGGGCAAGCAGAAGCAGUAGCCAUGGUGAUGGGUAGUGUUUUCUGUGAUCAAUGCAGAGAUGGGCACCUUUCUCUCUUUGAUGUCCCCAUUAUUGGGGCAAAAGUGGAACUAGAAUGUGCAGGGCAGGUAGCAACAACUGCCACCACCAAUUACAUUGGCAACUUCAUCAUGAAAUUGGAUGGAACGCCAGAUCUGUCUUCAUGUACGGCCAGAGCUACACAGAGUCCCCCAGAUUCCCAAUGCAAUAUACUGGGCAGUCCUGCAAAAUCUCUCAGCCUGACCUUCAGUUUCUUUGGCAUGGAGUUAUAUUCAGUGGACUCACUCUUCUUUUACCCGGCCAAGACUAUGUCUUUAUGCGUGAAAACCCCUCGUCCUCGCCCUCCCUCAUUCAACUUCGCUCCUCCUCCACCAGCAGCCGUCCUUCCGCCGCCAUCGCCGCCACCUGCAGCAAUCUUUCCUCCUCCUCCUUCUCCUCAUCCGGUCAUUUCUCUGCCUCCCCUGCCCUUUCUGGAGCCAUCUGCCUGUACUUAUGAUAUCUGGGCGAAGAGAGAAUACAACUGCCAUUGGAAAAUUGUGAGCCCAGACACCAAGGUAAGCGAUGUGUUUGGUCUAGAGGCGGGCAAAAGGUAUGGACCCAAUCUGACACUCUGGCAAGGCCUGAUAGGGCGGGGAGAUGUGUAUAAGACAUUAUUGAGGGAAGCAACAGCAGCGCUUCUGAAUUCCUACACAACAUUGAACUUUCAGUACAACAGUGUGAGCGUAGGAAUGCAUAUGUACUGGGCUCUGCACUCUGCCUCUCCACAGUAUGCUCUGAAACAGGCUUUCUCCUUCAAGAAAGCUAAUAUGGGAUUAGGAGGCAAGGUGAAGGCUAAAUGCAUGCUCAAGCCUUGCAAGUGAAGUGGGGCCUGCCAUACUAGUAGGAUUAAGUAGUCAUUACUAUGUUUUUGCUUUAAAAUGCUAUUAUUCAUUUUGCUCUGUAUUGAUCAAUGGCGGCCACCUAUUUACUGGCCGUACCUGAGAGUCAAUUCAUUUUGUAUGCAGGCAUAAAAUGUUUCGUAGGCCAUAGUCUAUAGGUCAUACUGGUAGGGGUAAUAUUAAUAUCGUGAUCGAGGCGUUCUAGUAUGUACAAUACUUGUGGCUGCCAUGUUGUGUUCUUCCAUCUGUAGAUGCAUGGUGUGGAACAGAGUCUGUAGUGGGAGUUGAAAUAUAUGAAAUAAAAUCUGAGAUCUAACUAUUCA
Messenger RNA from Cryptomeria japonica (Japanese cedar), 1789 nucleotides. RefSeq lists its product as uncharacterized. The coding region runs from base 468 to 1448 and encodes 326 amino acids. The transcript is spliced from 3 exons. Lineage: Eukaryota; Viridiplantae; Streptophyta; Pinopsida; Cupressales; Cupressaceae. The record is from RefSeq and is a predicted model, not a curated record.